Molecule: messenger RNA, 1341 nt
Organism: Scaptodrosophila lebanonensis
Lineage: Eukaryota; Metazoa; Arthropoda; Insecta; Diptera; Drosophilidae
Product: lipase 1
Exons: 5
Coding region: 1-1341 (446 amino acids)
Biological process (GO): lipid metabolic process
Molecular function (GO): hydrolase activity, acting on ester bonds
Source: RefSeq, a predicted model, not a curated record
AUGUUGCCGCAACGCCGCCGCUUAAAGCUUUACUUACUGCUCGGGUUAUGUUUGCUCAUCAGUCGGACGCAGGCACAGCUCAUUGGAGCUGACGAGGCCGAGGCCGAGCCCGAAGAAGAGGAGGACGAGGAGGAAGAGGAAGAGAGUGUGGAAGACGAGACGUUGGAGGAGAAGCUGCAGCGCAAAAACAUCAAACAGGACUCGAACCUAACUGUGGAUAAAUUAAUUGCUAAAUAUGGCUACCAGGCGGAAGUGCAUCGUGUGACCACAGAGGAUGGUUACAUACUGACAAUGCACCGCAUACGGAAAGAUGGCGCCCAACCCUUUCUUCUCCAGCACGGUCUGGUCGAUAGCUCAGCGGGCUUUGUCAUUAUGGGACCGAACGUUAGUCUGGCCUAUAUGCUGGCCGACCACAACUAUGACGUCUGGCUGGGCAAUGCCAGAGGGAAUCGUUAUUCCCGCAAUCACACCACCCUCGAUCCGGACGAGUCCAAGUUUUGGGAUUUCAGUUGGCAUGAAAUCGGCAUGUACGAUCUGCCCGCCAUGAUCGAUCAUAUUCUGAAGACGACCGGCUAUAAGAAGCUGCACUAUGCGGGUCAUUCGCAGGGCUGUACCGCCUUUUUUGUUAUGUGCUCCAUGCGGCCGACCUACAAUGAAAAGGUCAUCAUGAUGCAGGCCAUGGCACCGGCUGUCUACGCCAAAGAGACCGAAGAUCAUCCGUAUAUACGGGCAAUCAGCUUGUAUUUUAAUACUCUGGUUGGCAGCUCAAUAAGCGAAAUGUUCAAUGGAGAGUUUCGUUUUCUGUGCCGCAUGACUGAGGAAACGGAACGUCUUUGCAUUGAGGCCGUCUUUGGCAUUGUGGGACGAAACUGGAACGAAUUUAACAGGAAAAUGUUUCCCGUCAUCUUGGGUCAUUAUCCUGCAGGCGUUGCUGCCAAGCAAGUCAAGCAUUUUAUUCAGAUCAUCAAGAAUGGACGCUUCGCUCCCUAUAGCUACAGUGCCAGCAAGAAUAUGCUGCUCUACCGAGAGCAUGUUCCUCCCCGCUACAAUCUCAGUCUAGUCACCGUUCCCACCUUUGUCUAUUACUCCUCAAAUGACUUACUCUGCCAUCCCCAUGAUGUGGAAUCCAUGUGCGAGGAUUUGGGAAAUCCCGCAGGCAAAUAUUUGGUGCCCAUGAAAGAUUUCAAUCAUAUGGACUUUCUUUGGGCCAUCGAUGUACGUCGUUUGCUUUAUGCGCGCAUGCUGCAGGUGCUGGAGAAGGACAAAAAACGAACUUUGGAGGCAGACCAAGAAGGGAAUAAGUUAAAAGCGCGAGUGAUUCGUGGCCUUAACGCGGCAUAG